AUGACCAUCCGCCGUCUCCUCACUUCCCUCGCAUCUCACCCCCCCUCGCCCCCCUCCACCUCAGCACCCGCCGUAUCCCGCCUCAUUCCCCCAUACCACCACACUCACAACCCCGCCACACCUCCCACCCUCCGACCGCCAUACUCUUACUCUGCCUCCCAUCCCCAGGCAUUGCCUAGUGGGCAAAAUGGCAAGGGAAGGACUUUGAAGGCGAGGGUGAACUAUGAGGUUGUGAAGCAGCAGCAGCAAGAAGUAGGCGUUGAUGGGUGGACUGCUUGGGCUGAAGGGGUGUUGACAGAUGAGACAAAGAGGGCGGAGGUGGAGAGACUCUGGGCCGAGACUUUGGUCGGUUUGGAGAAUGUCAAGGUUUCUGGUAACCAAAUCCCUCAAAUCACAUUCCACUCCCUCGCCUCCCACCUCUCUUCCCCCUCCACCAUCGACGCCAUCCGCCAGACUGGUUCUGUCGUAAUCCGCGACGUCGUCCCCGAUGCUCAAGCUAUCAACUGGGCCAAAGAAGUGUUGCAGGGUAUCGAAGAUGUUGAUGGUCGUAGUAUCUACUGGCACCCCGCCCUGCUCUCUGCCCGCGCAGACCCCUCAAUCAUCUCCGCCACCGCCCAAAUCUCCCGCUCCCUCCUGCCCACCGAAGAGAUCUAUCUCAAAGCAGACACCGUGCGCGAAGGUCUCUCUCCCCUGCCCACUCGGCUUGCUCCUGCGUCUAAUGGCAAUCCUUGGGGGGCGGACCGCGCUCUGGGAGCCAGUUUGGCAUUGACCCCCACUCUGGGAGCAGCGGCAGCAGGCGGAAUGGGGCUGGAGAUGAGGGUCCCGCCGACAGUCCACGCUGCGACCUACACCCUCCUCCGUCCGCUCUUCCGUCCUCACAAAUCAAAGAUCUCAUUCUACAACGCCAACGACUAUCUCAAGGCAGACAACUGGUUCCUCUCCUCGCCUUCUUCCACUUCCAUCUCUUCUUUGCCAGGACACGAUCUCCCUCAUCUCAAGGGGACGGAAGUGUCCCUCCCACCACUCUUCCCAGGCGACCUCAUCCUGCACCACACUGCCCUUCCCUUCUUCCCCUCGUCUCCCUUGGCGCAGGCGCAGGCGAGCGGGCAGAUCUUUUUACCCCUCAACCCUGUUGAAAAGCUCGCCAAGGGCAGUACAGAGUGGGUCACAAAGCAGAGGGAAGCGUUCGAGCACGGUCUGCCUCCUCCCGACGCCAGCGCCAGUUUCGUUGUUGAUGGCGAGGGCUUGUCUGUGAAGGAAGCCAUGGGUGAGAAGACUGAUAUUCCCAGUAGAGCUGGGAGAGAGGUCAUGGGGUACUAA
Messenger RNA from Cryptococcus wingfieldii CBS 7118, 1320 nucleotides. RefSeq lists its product as hypothetical. The coding region runs from base 1 to 1320 and encodes 439 amino acids. Lineage: Eukaryota; Fungi; Basidiomycota; Tremellomycetes; Tremellales; Cryptococcaceae. The record is from RefSeq and is a predicted model, not a curated record. The transcript has 3 exons.